CCGGGCGGGCGGAGGCAGCGGCAGGAAUCCAGUGCCUGGUUUUGCAGCCCGGCCGGCUCCGUCCCGGCCCCGCCGUGACAUCAGGCUGCUCGGCGGCGGCUGCGGGCUCCCGGCCGCCUGCCCCGCUCUGCGGGCGCUCCCGCCGCGCCUCCCGAGCCGCUCCGCUCCGCUCCAUCCCGCCGGCCGCCCCUCUGCCCGCCGGCUCCGCGUCUCCCCGCGGGCAUCCCCUCCCCCCCACCCCCCCCCGGCGGAGCCCCGUCCCCCCCCCGGGGGCGCUGGCGGGGCCGGCGGCGGAGCGCGGCGCCGGGGAUGCGGCGGCGCUGCCCAUGGUGAGCCGCCGGCGCGCCCCCCCGCACCAUGCGGCCGCGCCCGCCCCCGAGAGGAUGUUCGAGGGCUGCCGGCGGGCGCGGAGCCUCUGGGGCGGCGUGAGGCUGGAGGUGGCCGGCGAGAGCAGCCCCGUGGUGCUGCACAGCUUCACCCAGCUCGACCCCGACCUGCCGCCGCUGGAGAGCUCCACACAGGAGAUCGGAGAAGAGCUGGAGGAUGGUGUGAUCUACAGCAUAUCGCUCCGGAAAGUGCAGCUCCAUCACACGGCCAACAAAGGGCAGCGGUGGCUGGGGUUUGAGAAUGAGUCGGCUUUAAACCUCUACGAGACAUGUAAGGUGCGGACAAUAAAAGCUGGGACCUUGGAGAAGCUGGUGGAGUACCUGGUCUCAGCCUUCAAAGGCAAUGACUCCACCUAUGUCACCAUCUUCCUGUGCACUUACCGGGCCUUUGCCACCACCAAGCAAGUGCUGGACCUGCUGCUUAACAGGUAUGGCAAACUCCAUGUGCAGGCGAAUGGGGACCAUGCCAGGCAUGCUGUGGAUGAGAGGAUGGAGCUGAAGAACACCAUCUCCUCCAUCCUGGGCGCCUGGCUGGACCAGUACUCAGAGGACUUCCGCAAGCCCCCAGACUUUGCCUGCCUCAAGCAGCUCAUCUCCUACGUGCGCCACAACAUCCCCGGCUCGGACCUGGAGCGCCGAGCCCGCAUCCUGCUGGCCCAGUUCCAGCAGCAGGAGCAGAGCGAGUCCGAGGCAGAAGCUGUGGACCACGGCGGCUGCACCUUCCAGCUGGUGGAGGAGAAUGGGGUUGGGGACGGGAAGCCGGAUUUCCUCUCCUUCUCCCCAGAGAUGGUGGCAGAACAGUUCACGCUGAUGGACGCUGAGCUCUUUAAGAAAGUGGUGCCAUACCACUGCCUGGGCUGCAUCUGGUCCCAGCGAGACAAGAAGGGUAAAGAGCACCUGGCGCCCACCAUCCGCGCCACAGUCUCGCAGUUCAAUAGCGUGGCCAACUGUGUCAUCGCCACAUGUCUCGGGGACCGGUCCCUGAAGCCGCAGCAGAGGGCUAAAGUGGUGGAGCGGUGGAUCGAAGUGGCUCGGGAGUGCCGCAUCCUGAAGAACUUCUCCUCCCUCCGAGCCAUCCUGUCGGCUCUGCAGUGCAAUGCCGUUCACCGUCUGAAGAAGACCUGGGAUGAGGUCCUGCGGGAAAGCUUCCGCACUUUCCACGAGCUCUCAGAGAUCUUCUCCGAUGAGAAUAACCACUCGCUGAGCCGGGAGCUUCUCAUUAAGGAGGGCACAUCCAAAUUUGCCACCUUGGAGAUCAACCCAAAGAGGGCUCAGAAGCGGCAGCAGCAGCAGCGAGAGAUGGGCGUGAUGCAGGGCACCAUUCCCUACCUUGGCACCUUCCUCACAGACCUGGUGAUGCUCGACACUGCCAUGAAGGAUUUCCUGGACGGUGGGCUGAUCAACUUUGAGAAGAGAAGGAAGGAGUUCGAAGUCAUCGCCCAGAUCAAGCUGCUUCAGUCGGCCUGCAACAACUACAGCUUCACGCAGGAGGACCAGUUCGUGGACUGGUUCCACAGCCUGGAGCGGCUCAGCGAGGCCGAGAGCUACGGGCUGUCGUGCGAGAUCGAGCCGCUGUCGGAGUCAGCCAGCAACACGUUGAAGGCAAAGAAAAACACGGGGAUCAUCAAGCGAUGGAGCGACCGGCAGCCGCCAAGCACCGAGCCCUGUGCCAGUGGCAGCUCCCACUCAAAAUCCUUCGACCAGCUCAAGUGCGGGCAGUACCUGUGCAGCGGGGAUGCCACCGACUCGGUAAGCGUCACCUCUGCCGGCUCCAGCAGCUCUGACGUGGAGGAGAUCAACAUCAGCUUCAUCCCUGAGUCCCCCGACUGCCAGGAGAAGAAGGUCAGUGAGAUCCCUCUGGCCUCCCUCCCCCAGCGCUGGUACGCCCCGUCUGUGGCCGAUGGAGAAGUUAAACCCACUGUGUCCUCCGCAUCCCCUCUCCUUCCUGCCCUCCAGUUCUGGGAAUCCACCUCCCUCUCAUCCCUGGACACAUCGGGCAUUGGCUCAGGCUCCAGCAGUGCCUCGUCCUCUUCCGUCUCCUCCACGCCGGUGACGGCCUCCCGCACCCACAAGCGCUCAGUCUCUGGCAUCUCCAGCUACUCCUCCCUCUCGCUGCCCCUCUACAACCAGCAGGUCGAUGACUGUUGCAUCAUCCGCGUCAGCCUGGCCGUGGACAACGGCAACAUGUACAAGAGCAUCCUGGUGACAAGUCAGGAUAAGACCCCCGUCGUUAUUCGCAAGGCCAUGGCCAAGCACAACUUGGACGGGGACCGGCCUGAAGACUAUGAGCUUGUUCAGAUCAUCUCGGAGGAGAGAGAGCUGAAGAUCCCCGACAAUGCCAAUGUCUUCUACGCCAUGAACUCUGCCGCCAACUACGACUUCGUGCUCAAGAAGCGGGGCUUCUCCAAGGGGGUGAAGAUCAAGCACGGCUCCAGCUCCACCCUGCCCAGGAUGAAGCAGAAAGGCCUGAAGAUCGCCAAAGGCAUCUUCUAGCCUCAGCCCCACUGCCACCAUCACCAUCGGGGCCUUGGGGGCAGGCUGCUCUGGGCUGGGCUGCGGCCGGUGCUCCUGCUGCCCAGCACAGCAAGGAGUGACCCUCCCGGGGGGACAGCCGUGCAUCUCCCUCCCACGCUGAGAGCCAGGGUGCUUUGGCAGCCGCUGUCAGCCUCCGCCACUCCAUGCACAAGCCCCCGUUUCGAUCAGGUCUUUUUUCUACACAGGAAGGCAGUGGGGGGGAGGGGGAGGGAAUAGCUCUCUCUCUCUUUUUUUUUUUCUCCUUUUUUUUUUUUUUCUUUUUUAAAACCUUCCACGGUGUGACACUAGUCCAGCCGUCGGCCAGCCCAGAGCUGGAGCCCGCCUCUGCCGUAGGUGCCUUGUGUCCAAGCAAGCCGGGGAGCGGUGACUCGCAGAGGGGCCAUUUGCAAGGAGCAGAACACGAGCCAUUACCCUCCCACAGGGUGGGGUGCUCUCCUUCCUGGCUUCCCUGGCGUUUUUACCUCCACAUCCUUCCUCCCUGGGAUAACUGGCAUCACCACACAUCUCUGCCUGUCCUUCUCGUGGGAGAAGCCAUGGAUGCCCCAGGCUGGGAAGCAAGCUGGAAGGGAUGGAGCCUCGCACCGAUGCUCGGAGCCCUGUGGAGGAGGGCUGUGCCCCUGCCAUGGUGGAGUAGGCGCUGUGUGCUCUUAACUGGAAGCCCGCAUGGUCUCACUCCUCUCCCCGAUCCACCGCAUCCUCCAGCUGGACUUCGACGGCCCACGUUCAAACUUGCACCAAAGAUCAAACGCCAGUGUCUCCUCUACCGUCGGGGGAAGCUUUGGGCCGUGCCCCCAGCGCUGCCAGCCGAAUGAGGAGGAGAGCAAAUUUCUGUCUGAACUUGUGUAAAUAGAGACCUUGGGUCUGCGCAGGCAGGCGAGGAGCCGGAGAGCUCAGGGUGCCCCAGCUGCCCCAGCUGCCACUGCCUGACCCACAGAAAGUGCCACUCACCUCGGGCUUUAACCAGACUUUUUCAAACAGUGACCCUGGGAGAAGCAGCAAUGAGACUUUUUUUGUAUAAAACAAAAGUUUACUGAUUUUUCUUUUCAAUAUUUAUUGGUUGUAAAUAGAAGAGAUGAACUUGUACAUUUUACUAAUCCACCCUCCCCUCGCCCUGCAGCCCAGUCCCUCUCCUCUCCCCACCCUGGUAUUUAAGGCUGCUGGGAGGAAUGGUGGCAGAAGCAGCGUCACUCAGCCAUGCUCAUGAGGUGCAGACCCCAUCAGCCACCCCCUCUUGUUUCUUUACCACUAGUCGCUCAAGCAGGGGCCAGACACUUGUUUUAAUCAUUGCAGGAAACACUAACUGAAGGGGGACCUUUUCUGGCUCCUGGCUCCAUCUCUUUUUGUGUUUUUUUUUUAAGUGCUUCCUUCCAGCACAUGUUUGUUUCCCGUCUGUCCGUGCUGCUGGAUGGGUACAACACCUUCCCCGGCUCCAGGAGAGGGGCCUGGGCUUCUGGCAGGAGCUGGGCUGCAGGCCCCUGGCACCAGGUAGGGAAGAGGCUGCUUAGGUGUGAGCGUGGCUGGCACUGAGCUCUCCCAGCCCCGUGUCCCCUCAGGUGGCAUCGCCCAUCGCUGCACAUGAUGGGAGCCCCUGGCUCUCUGACGCAGGGGCAGCCUCCUGCCUCCCCCCCUGCCCGGCCUUGGGCACUGGCACCCCAGGGUCUUCCCUCUGCUCUGUGCCUGCCAGCUCCUGCCCACCCUGAGGCCAGGCUGGUCCCCUCCUGCCCAUGUACCCCAGCAGCCCAGCGUCACUGGAGGGACUGGCUGUACCAUAUGUAUUUUGUACCACUUCAAUGAAGGAGCACACUGCCUGGUGUGACUUGUACACAGCAAUGUAAUUAGUCUUUGCAAUAAAAUACUGAUGCUCAAACGUC
Messenger RNA from Falco peregrinus (peregrine falcon), 4792 nucleotides. RefSeq names its product ral guanine nucleotide dissociation stimulator (gene RALGDS). Gene Ontology annotation, cellular component: plasma membrane. The transcript has 18 exons. The coding region runs from base 327 to 2879 and encodes 850 amino acids. Lineage: Eukaryota; Metazoa; Chordata; Aves; Falconiformes; Falconidae. Gene Ontology annotation, biological process: Ras protein signal transduction; positive regulation of GTPase activity. The record is from RefSeq and is a predicted model, not a curated record. Gene Ontology annotation, molecular function: guanyl-nucleotide exchange factor activity.